Messenger RNA from Myotis myotis, 1604 nucleotides. It is a transcript of the gene PTPMT1, whose product is annotated as protein tyrosine phosphatase mitochondrial 1. The record is from RefSeq and is a predicted model, not a curated record. The transcript has 3 exons. Gene Ontology annotation, biological process: protein dephosphorylation. NCBI's taxonomy places the organism in Eukaryota, Metazoa, Chordata, Mammalia, Chiroptera, Vespertilionidae. Gene Ontology annotation, molecular function: phosphatidylglycerophosphatase activity; phosphatidylinositol-4,5-bisphosphate 5-phosphatase activity; protein tyrosine/serine/threonine phosphatase activity. The coding region runs from base 94 to 1152 and encodes 352 amino acids.
UCCCGGCCGGGGUCACCGUUCCGCACGCCGGGGUCAGGCCCGCGCACCCGGCCACCGCCCCCUCCCGCGGGAGGAGGGUCGCCGGCCGCCCGCAUGGGCCGCAGUUUGACUCGCCGCACGGUCCCGGGCCUCUGGCCCCGGGCGCGCCCUCCCUCGGCCGGGACCCUGCUGUCCCGCCCCGGGAGCCACGGGCCCUCCCCCGAGGCCGGCGGCCCCUCCUCCAGCUCCAGGCCGCGGGGCUGGGGAUCCCCCGUGUCCAUCUCGGAGACCUCGGGGGCCCGGCCGGAGGGCUCCGCGCCCGAGGGGCCCGCGCCCGCCGCGUCGCCUUCGCGGGAGGCCCCGGCCGACUCGCCGCCCCCGUCCUCGUCCCCCUCCUGGCCCUCCUCGCGGCCGCCGCCCGCGAGCCCGGAGGCGGAUGGGCCGCUGCUGCGCCAGGGCGCGUGGGGCGGGAUGGCGGCCGGCUCGUUGCUGGAGGCCGGCCUGGCCCGGGUGCUCUUCUACCCGACGCUGCUGUACACGGUGGUGCGCGGGACCGUGCCGGGCCGGGCGCGCCGCGACUGGUACAACCGCAUCGACCGCACGGUGCUGCUGGGCGCGCUGCCGCUGCGGAGCCUGACGCACCGGGUGAGCGGCUGGGGCCGGGCCCCGUCGGUGCCGCCGGGGGGGCCGGGCGCCUGUUUGAGCCCCCUCUUUACCUCGGCAGCUGGUGGAGGACGAGAACGUGCGCGGGGUGAUCACCAUGAGCGAGGAGUACGAGACCCGAUUCCUGUGCAACUCCGCCAAGGCUGGCGGACCUGGUCCCAGGAGUGGAGGAAAGUAGGAGUUGAGCAGCUUCGACUCAGCACAAUAGACAUGAUUGGAAUCCCAACCUUGACUAACCUCCAGAAAGGAGUUCAGUUUGCUCUCAAGUACCAGUCCCUGGGCCAGAGUGUCUACGUGCAUUGUAAGGCUGGGCGCUCCCGAAGUGCCACUAUGGUGGCCGCGUACCUGAUUCAGGUGUACAACUGGAGCCCAGAGGAGGCUGUACGCGCCAUCACCAGGAUCCGGUCACACAUCUUUAUCAGACCUGGCCAGUUUGAGAUUCUCAAGGAGUUCCACAAGAUGACUGCAGAGGCAGCAAAGAAGGAGCUGUAUCACCCGCCACAGACAUGAAGCAUGUGGAUUAGAAAGAACUCAAGACAACCCAGCUGGCAAUAGAAUGCAAACACUUAAAGGACCAAUGGGGCUUAAGCCCAGGCAACAUAACGGAAGUGUGCUAAGUAAUGGGUCAUUUUUCUCCCUUUGUCAUGGUUUCGGUUUCCUGAAAUAACACUGCUGUAUGGCUAGAAGGAUUUAGCCUGGCUUUUAUUUGCAGGGGAUGGGGAUGUGGGAUAGGGAUGAGGAUGUCUUAUUUUUUGAAUAAGGUCAAAGAAAUCUAUCGUGCACCUACUACUGCACCUGGUGAUAUUUAGCACCAUAACUCAAAGACAUUUAACACUAGGAAAAAGAAGAAAUAUCAGCUCUGGCUCUUUUCCACUGUCAGAAUCUCAAUUCACUGGCCCCUCACUUUUGGAGCAGCAGUCCUGUGUAUAAAAAAGGAAAUAUGGUAUCCAAUCAGGAUUGUG